AUGCUGCCUGCACUGGGCGGCACACAGAGGUACUUCAGGGUCCUCCUCCUCAUCCUCCUGGCCCUGACCGUGCUCUUGCUGCACAGGAACUUGCUGCACAAGGCCGGCUUCCUGCAGAGGAAUGCCAUACAGCUCACGCCCCUGCUUGAGGACCAGGCCGAGGGGCCUCCGGUCACCAACAUCAUGUUCCUCAAAACACACAAGACGGCCAGCAGCACGGUGCUCAACAUCCUGUACCGCUUUGCGGAGACGCACAACUUGUCGGUGGCGCUGCCCGCUGGCCCGCACUUCCACCUGGGCUACCCCGGGCUCUUCCAGGCGUACCACGUGGAGGGCGUCAAGCAGGGAGGGCCCGGCCCCCAGCGGCGGUUCAACGUCAUGUGCAACCACCUGAGGUUCAACCUGCCCGAGGUGCAGAAGGUCAUGCCCCGAGACACUUUCUACUUCUCCAUCCUCCGCGACCCCGCCUUCCAGCUGGAGUCCUCCUUCGCCUACUACAAGCACCACGCGCCGGCCUUCCGCGGCGCCAGCAGCCUGGACGCCUUCCUGGCGUCGCCCUGGAGCUACUACGCCAACGCCAGCCGCAGCGACGGCGACGCGUACGCGCGCAACGGCAUGUGGUUCGACCUGGGCUUCGACCCCAACGCGCAGCUGGCCGGCCUGUGCCUGCAGGACGGCGCGCCCACCCACAGCGCGCACGUGCGCGAGCCGCGCCUGCUGCCCUUCCAGUCGGGCCAGGACGACAUCCUGGGCUACAACCUGCGGCCCGGCCUGGACCCCGAGACGCUGCGCCUGUGCCGGCGCAUGGUGACGCCCGAGCUGCAGUACAUGGCCCGGCUGUACGCGCGCCAGUUCCCCGAGAAGCCCCGGAAGAGCAUCCCCUUCCUGGAGGAGUAG
This is a messenger RNA of Galeopterus variegatus (Sunda flying lemur), 897 nucleotides long. RefSeq names its product galactose-3-O-sulfotransferase 2 (gene GAL3ST2). Gene Ontology annotation, molecular function: galactosylceramide sulfotransferase activity. Lineage: Eukaryota; Metazoa; Chordata; Mammalia; Dermoptera; Cynocephalidae. Gene Ontology annotation, biological process: glycoprotein biosynthetic process; glycolipid biosynthetic process. The transcript is spliced from 5 exons. Gene Ontology annotation, cellular component: membrane. The coding region runs from base 1 to 897 and encodes 298 amino acids. The record is from RefSeq and is a predicted model, not a curated record.